Atta colombica is the source of this 459-nucleotide messenger RNA. RefSeq names its product coiled-coil domain-containing protein 58 (gene Ccdc58). The coding region runs from base 25 to 459 and encodes 144 amino acids. Gene Ontology annotation, cellular component: mitochondrion; mitochondrial intermembrane space. Lineage: Eukaryota; Metazoa; Arthropoda; Insecta; Hymenoptera; Formicidae. The transcript is spliced from 2 exons. The record is from RefSeq and is a predicted model, not a curated record.
CAUGUACCUUUCCAACCUAAAAAAAUGGAAGCCAUGAGUGUGGAGUGUAGCGAUUUUUUAGAAUUUCAGGAUACGUUAAGAAAGAUGCGACAAAUAGAUGAUAAAAUAAUUUACAUGCUGAACACUACAAUUCCUACCGAAUCCUUCAAAGGUCAGGUGGACCCUACCAUGCAGUGUAAAGACUUGUUCCAGCAAAUAGAAUCCGAGCACAAGCAGAGGACACAAGCGAUUAUAAGAUGCGUGGACAUUACUAAGCAAAGAGUGAUGCAGUUAAAAGAUUUGAGAGAGAAGAAUGGUGAUGAAAAUCCGACGUUAAUAAAAAAUUUGAGAAAUGAACAAACCAAAUUGAAGCUACUACGGUCUGAGCUUAAUAUAGAGGAAGUUGUAAAAAAACGUACAAUACAAGUAUAUUACGAGAGGUGCCGUGGAUUCUACAAACCAUUACACAUAAACGCAUAG